AUGUCUACCAACAAACAGAAAUAUACUUGGGUGCAAUUUGAUAGCAUCAUGAGCAGCAACUCAUCCUCACCUGCAGCCCCACAGCUCUGCUAUGAGAAUGUGAAUGGAUCCUGUGUGAAAACUCCCUACUCUCCUGGACCCAGGGUGAUCCUCUACGCAGUAUUUGGUUUUGGUGCAGCCCUGGCAGUGUUUGGGAACCUCCUGGUUACUAUUUCAAUACUUCAUUUCAAGCAACUUCAUUCUCCAACCAAUUUCCUCAUCUCCUCUCUGGCCUGUGCAGACUUUCUGGUGGGUGUGACUGUGAUGCCCUUCAGCAUGGUCAGGUCUGUGGAGAGCUGCUGGUACUUUGGGAGAAGUUUUUGUACUUUCCACACUUGCUGUGAUAUUGCAUUUUGUUUGUCUUCCUUAUUCCACUUAUGCUUUAUCUCCAUAGACAGGUAUAUUGCUGUUACUGACCCUCUGGUGUAUCCUACCAAGUUCACUAAGAAUGUGUCAGGGAUAUGUAUCUGUGUUUCCUGGGUCCUGGCUUUGGUGUACAGUGGAUCUGUGUUCUACACGGGUGCCAAUGAUGAUGGGCUAGAGGAAUUAUCUAGUGCUAUCAACUGUGUAGGAGGUUGUCAACCUGUUAUAAAUCAAUUAUUCAUUUUGAUAAAUUCACUACUAUUUUUUAUACCUGCCAUUGUUAUGCUGGUAUUGUACAGUAAUAUUUUUUUUGUGGCUAAUAAGCAGGCUAAAGUGAUAGAAAGCCUUAGCAGCAAAGCAGAAGCUUUCUCAGGGACUAGCAAACCCAAAGUGACUAAGAGAGAAAGAAAAGCAGCAAAAACCCUGAGUAUCACAGUGAUAGCAUUUUUGGUCUCCUGGUUACCUUAUAUAAUUGAUUCAUUCAUUGACUGUUUCAUGGGUUAUAUAACACCUUCAUAUGUUUAUGAAAUACUUUGCUGGUUGGCUUAUUACAACUCUGCUUUAAAUCCUUUAAUUUAUGCUUUGUUUUACCCUUGGUUUAGGAAAGCAAUUACCUUUACUAUAACGGGAAAAAUCUUGAGAGAUAGCUCAUCAACCAUGAAUUUAUUUUCAAAACACACUUUUAUUUCAAACUAA
Molecule: messenger RNA, 1098 nt
Organism: Suncus etruscus (white-toothed pygmy shrew)
Lineage: Eukaryota; Metazoa; Chordata; Mammalia; Eulipotyphla; Soricidae
Product: trace amine-associated receptor 6-like
Exons: 2
Coding region: 1-1098 (365 amino acids)
Biological process (GO): G protein-coupled receptor signaling pathway
Cellular component (GO): membrane
Molecular function (GO): trace-amine receptor activity
Source: RefSeq, a predicted model, not a curated record